Messenger RNA from Salvelinus sp. IW2-2015, 1554 nucleotides. Lineage: Eukaryota; Metazoa; Chordata; Actinopteri; Salmoniformes; Salmonidae. The record is from RefSeq and is a predicted model, not a curated record.
UGAACGUUAGCGCAUGCAUCCAUUACAGAGCAGCAGAGGUUUUCAUUCGAUCCUGGCCGCUAUACCUGAAGAGCGCGACAUACGAGGGACCUGGCAAUGAUCUCACUGGACUUCAAUUUGAAUGUUUUGACAAGGGACCUGUCACUUUAUCUGGAAAAUCAAGUGAAAGUUGGGCUUUUUGGAUCUGGAGUACUGUCACUGGUGCUCGGCUUCAGCGCAGCUUAUGCCUACUACUACUUGAUCUCUGUCGCGAAGAAGCCCCAACUGAUUUCUGGUGGAAAGAAGUUCUACCAGUUCCUGCGGGACCAAUGUCCCGUGGUGUCAGAGACCUACUACCCCACCUUCUGGUGCUGGGAGAGCCGGAUCCAGACGGUGCUUAGGCCCUUCGUCACGGCUAAACCGGGUGUCAGCUACAGAAAUGAGCUCAUUAGAGCAGAAGAUGGAGGACAGCUCUCUCUGGAUUGGUUCGACAACGAUGACAGCGCCUCCCACCCCAACGCGGCCACACGGCCCACUGUCCUGCUGCUUCCAGGCCUGACCGGUACCAGCAGAGAGUCCUACAUCCUCCACAUGGUGCAGCAGAGCAGGGAUCUGGGUUAUAGGUGUGCGGUAUUCAACAACAGAGGGGUGUCUGGUGAAACUCUCUUGACUCCCAGAACAUACUGUGCUGCCAACACAGAGGACCUGGAGGCGGUCAUCGAACACAUCCAGAGGACAAAUGAGGACGCCCCUCUCAUGGCUGCUGGGGUCUCCAUGGGCGGGAUGAUGCUGGCGAACUACCUGGGGAGGAAGGGCAGAGAGACAUGCCUGAAAGGCGUGGUUGUGUUCUCGGCAGGCUGGGAUGUGUUUGAGUGCACAGCGUCACUGGAGAAGCCUCUGGACCGCUUUCUCUUCAACUCCUACCUCACCAGCUGCCUGCAGGCGGGCGUGGACAGACACAAAUCUGUGCUUGAGAAGAGUUACGACAUUGAUCAUGUGAUGAAGGCAAAGACCCUCCGUGAGUUUGAUGAGAGGUUCACGUCUAUAAUGUUUGGCUACCCCACCAAUGAUGACUACUACCAUGAUGCCAGUCCCAUCCACAGGCUCAAGUCUGUGCAGGUGCCCAUGUUGUGUCUAAACGCUGCAGACGACGUCUUCUCUCCCAGUCAUGCCAUUCCAGUGGAGGCGGUGAAGCAGAACCCUAACCUAGCCCUCUCAUCACCUGCCACGGUGGCCAUAUUGGUUUCCUGGAGGGCCUGUGGCCCCGACAGAGCACUACAUGGACCGCGUGUUUAAGCAGUUUGCCAAGGCCGUCUAGAAGACAGGUGGCGACCUCAAUGACCUUUCCAGCUAGUACGACAUUCAUUUUCUCCCUCCUCUCUUUUCUUUUAUUUCUUUCCUCCUCCCUCCAGUCCUUCUCCUCCCUCUCUCACUACAAGCAAAAAAGCAUUGUUUAUUUUUGAAGGCACAUCCUGUCGCCAACACAGCAUUCGUCCGUCAACUCAUAUAUUCCUUCAUACAUUCAUUAAUUCCAUGUAUGUAGCCAUGAAUUCAUAUCAUGCUUAUUUUAAAGAU